Messenger RNA from Tilletiopsis washingtonensis, 790 nucleotides. RefSeq lists its product as hypothetical. NCBI's taxonomy places the organism in Eukaryota, Fungi, Basidiomycota, Exobasidiomycetes, Entylomatales. Bases 194 to 715 code for a protein of 173 amino acids. The record is from RefSeq and is a predicted model, not a curated record. The transcript has a single exon.
UACACCACGAGCCAUCCGGAAGGAGCUCCGUGCGGCAGCGGUCGCUGAGCUCGCUGUGGUUCUCACGCGAGCUCGGCGACUGUGAUGCCGCACGCCACCAGUGGGGCCUGUGGUCGCUGCGACGCGGUGGCCAUGCGGCUUGAGGGUGUCUACAGCGUCGUGGGGGGAUGCGGUUGUGUUUGGGGCGGACUUGAUGCACCUCUGUCCCUCGGGACCUAGGUCUGGACUGCGUCGAGCAGAUCUGGAGGCACGAAUAGCACCACCGUGCGGACGCCAGUACAAAUCGGCGUACCGAGACACGAGUGCAGUGACUAUGAGCCGGGACUGCUCAUUUUAUAUAUCGGAGAGCAGAGUCCUGGCGGGCCAGAUCUUGGUCGGGCUUAGGGUCGAUGCGCCUAUGGCGCCUCUCGACCGCAGCCGCAAGACGGACCAACGAAUGAAGCUCUCUAGAUACAAAGAAGGAGGCUUAUUGUUGCGUCGCGGUGAGAACGCUACUGAGCGCCCGCAUUGCCGGGGCUCGCGACCUAAAAGUCGCGGCUCCAUUCAGUGCAUGCGUAGAGCCAUGGCACAGCGUUCUCGGCGAGCUCGGCGGGACGCCGCCGGGCCGCCAAGAGGCCCCCUUCGCCCAGGGGGCUCCGUGUCGGCGGAUAGCCGUCUCGGACCUAUUGCAGAUCCCGUUGCCGCUCGAACCGGCCUCGGCGCUGCGGACAUCUAGAGACCGGAGCUGACCCCCUUUCCCCUAGCUCACAGCCUCUCAGCCACCAUCUCGCCGCUCGCACCAUCGCGGUUC